Molecule: messenger RNA, 9485 nt
Organism: Scylla paramamosain (green mud crab)
Lineage: Eukaryota; Metazoa; Arthropoda; Malacostraca; Decapoda; Portunidae
Exons: 12
Coding region: 1154-5014 (1286 amino acids)
Biological process (GO): transmembrane transport
Cellular component (GO): intracellular membrane-bounded organelle; membrane
Molecular function (GO): transmembrane transporter activity
Source: RefSeq, a predicted model, not a curated record
ACCCUCACAGGUGCGCCGGCCUGGGAGUACCGCCUCAAGGCCGCGAGAUGCGCCACACGGAGCCUCACAGCGCAGGGGAUGUGGGUCAGACGUGGGAGAGUGGCGGCGGACCUGACGUGGCUAAGGCAGGAUAAGGGAACCCUACAGUAGUGACGACCAGCAGUGAAGAGGGAGAUAUGGUGAGAAACGGGCAAUAAACCAGAGUGGAUGAGGGCAGUGGAGUUUGGCACUGAUAGCACGGUGGUAUAGUAGUAGAGUGGACCUGACGAGGCUGAGGGAGGAUAAAAGGAGGCUAUAUACCAGUGACAACCAACAGUGGAGAGAGAACAGUGAUGGUAAGAAACAAGCAGUAAACCUGAGUGGAUGAGGGCCACAAAGUUUGGCGCUGAUAGCACGGGGGCACAGCAGUAGGCGUAACAGAUCCUGGAGAGGCGUGGAGCAGCAAACCUGGGUUCUCAAUUAGUACCCACGGCAUUCCUCUCCACAUCGCAGCACCAUACAAAUGCACUCCCUUCCUCCCUCGCUCCUUGCACCACUACCACCACCACCACAUGCUACACGUCACAAUGUAACGAACUUCUCUGUUGUAGUUAGUAAACUCAGACGACCAGUGCCAGUUCCACAGUAUCGAGUGACACGAAUAUAGGAUGAUGAAUCUGGUCGGUAAGGGAUACGGUGACCAACCACACCUCUGGUCUGCCCGCCGCUGCCACAAGGUAGUACAUCUCAACCAGCCAGUCCGCGCACGCCCAAGACUCCACCCCGCAUCAGAGUACUAUAGCACAUUCCGGAGAACCUCUCCUCCACAGCCAGGUGACCAAGGAGUGAGGGAACCUGUUUGCAAAAAGUGGAUGGUAAUUGCAACGAGUCGGGGUUCUCUGGCAGCCUCGUGCGGCGCGCCUCAUCUCGCCCAGAAUGUAAACAGUCUCGCCCGGUGCUCAGCAGUGUGCGGUGGUGCGCGUGAAGCUGCGCAAGUCGUUCGUAGUAAAAUCCAGUGAACAUCCACACUGCGUCUUCAAGUAAUAAACAAAGGAUAGUGACUUACGCUUGACAUUGAUUAUGAAACUGAUAAGUGAAAGAAAGAUAAAGAGAAAAGAUACACCAUGACUUAAGUGUUGUGCCGUGAGCGAGUGAGUGAGUGACACGAGGAACUAUGCACCGCUUCGCCAAGCCGCUGCGGGAGGAGCUAGAUGACCUCGAGGAUAAAAGCUGGAAGAGGAAGUCCUAUGCUCUGGCCCAGCACAAUGCCCUCCCCAUCCCUAUGCCCCAUCCCGUCUAUCCCCCACCCAUUGCAUGCCCCCCUCCUGCAGUGGUGAUCAGACCCUCCAGGCUUCGUUCAAGGCCUCCUGGUAGUGGAUACAGACACCCAGCGAGUUAUCACCCGGCGGUCAGGCAAAAUUAUUACCAAAGACCACCGUCACCUGACCGCCUCCCGCCACUCUCCGAGACCAACCCAGGGACUCCAGACCAGCCUCUACCUCUCCGGAAGGCGCCGCCACCUCCUAUUCGGGAAGAUCCUAGCACAGAGAUUUACCAUCGAGAAUAUGGCGGUGCCCCUUCCCCGCCUGAGCUUAGCACCUUCAGAACACCGCCAGCAGCAAGGCCCGUCAUCCAACCUUCCUCACAACAACGACCUAAUAACAUGCAUGCCUUGCCAUCCAGACCGCCUGAUAUCGAUUCCUUCGCAAGACCUUCCAACAUCCCAGUCCCAAUGGCAAGGUCUAGUCACAUCCCUCCCCCGUCCUCCAGGCCUUCCCAUAUUCCUCAGCCACAGAGUCGCAUUGAAACCGUCGCCCCGCCUUCAAGACCUGCCGUGAUUCCAGAUCGUGAUGCACCAAUAUAUGAUACAGUCCAGCCCACCUUUAGCACUUUCGCCCCUUCUUCUCUAGCUGACUCUACACCACCACCACCACCUACUACUGCACUGCUUCUUCCUCAGCACAUUCUUCAGUCCUCUCCAUCACCCCCACUUAAACGCAGCAAAAUACCAUCUCAAUCAGAACACAGAGCAGGACCACCGCCACCCAACCCUACAUACCUUUUCCCACAGCACAAACUUCACACCUCUCCAUCACCACCACCACGUGUACGAAAAAUGCCUCCGUCUAUGCCCGUUAAACCACCUACACCACCAGAACCUACACCCAUUACUACACUCCCUCCACCUCAGCAGGUACAAAGUUCCCCUCCAUCACCACCACUUGUACAGAAAAUGCCUCCAUCAGUGCCCAUUAAACCCCCAUCACUACCAGAACUUACACCAACUCCAGCACCACCACCACGCAACACCACACUCCCACCUCAGCCCACACUUCACUCCCCUCCAUCAUCCCCACCAGUUGUCUGCAAAUCGCCCCCAUCACUGCCCAUUAAACCACCACCUACACCACCACAAAUACAGCCAAAGGGAUCUAGAAUCGACCAGCCUCUGCCUUCACCACCAUCGCCAGGACAUAAGUCCCCUCAUAACAAGAAGGUGCCAGUGCCUCCGCGCCCCAAAGAGGCACCCCCAGCUGUACCCGCUUCCCUAGCAAAGACGCCUGAAGUCACUCCAGAGACCCAGGAUCGAGAAACACUGCUACCAGGUUCAGAGUCAGUCAUCACGCAACCUAAGGCUGUUCAAAUGUAUCCUGAGUCUUUAGAUAAGCCAGUCACUGCUUCAAAACCAGCAAAUCACGUUCUCCAGGCAGAUGAUGGCCUUGCCUCCACGCUAGCCAGUCCCGCAUCAGAACCAGACGCGGAGCGAGAUACAUCAAGAAUACGUGCUGCCUUUCCCGACACGUCAAAUGGGGAAGAUUCUAAAAAACCACAGCCUGCCGGGAACGCCUCGUAUCUGAACUCCUCUCUUAUGGAACCCAAGCCAAUUUCUGUGCAGCCUGAUUCCCUUCCUGAGGAUUCUAGUCCCACCCCUCAAAUUCCCAAGGUGCCUGAGUUUCCUAAGACUGAAUCCAGUUUCAUUGCAUCACCUACAGAGGUUAAUUCCCCACACGAGGACUCAAGAUCCACGCCUCAGGUUUCCAAGGUUCCUGAGUCCCUUAAGACUGAAUCUAGCCCCAAUGUAUCAUCUACAGAGGAUUCCAAUUCCACGCCUCAGGUUUCCAAGGUGGGUGAGACUCUUACUGCAGAAUCCAGUCCCACGACAUCACCUCUGCCAGACAAGACAAACCCACAGUCCGUUACUCGAGUGCAGCAACACCUCCCACUGACGCCCUCAUCUCAGAGCCGUUCCUCCUCCCUCGCGUCCAUCGGCUGCCUACGCACGCCUCCAUCCAUCCGAGCAGCGCCCUCGUGGCAGCCCAUAUUCCUCCCGGCGCCCCUCACAAGGAGAUCCACUUCAGCAUCGAAUUCAGAGAGCUCCCUCUCACCUAGCUCCUCCAACACCACGCCACGCCCCGCCAUGCCGCCUGAGGGGUGCCAAAACUUUCUACCAACCCCGCCAUCCUCUCCCUCCCAGACACGUGUCGACAGUGUCACCCCGGCGUCUUCCAUCUCGUCCUUGCCUCUCGGUCACGGCCAAAGUCUUGCGGGCGAGGAGGAGGAGAUGCAGCACCAGCACCAGCACGAAGCCGCCCCAGCAGAGGACAGCCCUGACACCCCACGCUCCUCACCUCCUGAUAUGACGCUCCACAACGCAGAGAAAGCAGACAUGCCCGUGGUCAACAAUAUUUCCCAGAUGGAGGACCUCGCAGCAGCCGCCCCUUCCAAGCCCGUGCCCGCUACUGAAAGCUACCAAACAUACAAGACGAGAUUCUGGAUUCUGACAGUCUUUUCUUUCAUCUGUUUCUUGCAGACUAUCGUGUGGGGAACGUUUGGACCCAUUGCCGAGUCAGCUCAGGCGGCCUUCCCCAGCUGGGACGACUCCACCAUAGCAGCCUUCCCGAACUGGGGGCCGAUUAUCGUAGUUGUCUUUAUCAUCCCCAUGGUGUGGCUCUCGCAAAGAUUAGGUCUGCAGAUAGCGAUGAUAGUGUGCGAGCUGUUCCUGACGCUGGGCACCAUGCUACGCUGCUUCACUUCAAACGAAGCAGUAUUCACCGUGAUGUGUCACGUCAGUUCCGUCCUAUUCGCCUUCGCCGCCUGCUUCACCCUCUCCCUACCUGCCAUGGUCGCGGCCACCUGGUUCCCGCCCAAUGAGCGGAUUACCGCAACAGCGGUGGGGACCCUCAUGUGCCAGCUUGGAGCCGCAGCCAUGUACCUGGGCGCGCUAGUAGUGAGGUAUCCGAGCAGCAGCGAGGUAUCGGCCCAGGAGAAGGAGGAAAUACGAGGCGACAUCAUGGUGCUUAUGUACAUACAUUUCGGCGCGGCGUUGCUCUUGCUGCUGGCGGUGUCGAUCUACUUUCCUGCGAAGCCCCCGACCCCGCCCUCAGCGUCUUCAGAGGAGGAGAGGAUAGACUAUUUCAAGGCCUUCAGGGUGAUAUUCAAGAAGCUGCAGAUGGCCAUAGUUCUGAUGGUGUUCGCCUUCUCCUUCGGCGUUCCUGUCGUCUGGAUCGCCGUCCUCAACCUUUCCCUCAAGGACAUCGGUAUCCAUCAGGAUGAGGCCAUGGGAGUCGCAGUGACCGCCGUGGUGUGCUCCAGUAUCACGGCUUUCAUCGCGGCCAGGAUCACGGACAAGGUGUACGGCCACCUCAAAGUGACCGUCAUCGCAUUGCUUGCCAUCUCCUCCGUCUUCUUCCUCUGGUUUCUCCUACUAACCACGCAAGUCAUUUAUCCGACCCUUGGCCAGGUAUAUGUGGCAGUGGCUGGCGGCCUUGGAUUCGAGUACGCCACAGUGCCGCUGCUGGUGGAGCUGGCGGUGGAGAUCGGCUUUCCCAUCCCUGAGAGCGUCACCGGCGCCACACUCACCUUCGUGUUCAACCUUGUGUCUCUGGUCUUCCUGGGUCUCUUCCAGAUCCCGAAUGAAGCAGGUCAUCUGUGGGUGAGCUGUGUGCUGCUGGCCUGCGUCUCCCUAUCCAUCAUCCCACUGAUCUUCGUCAAGGAGACCCACAAGAGAUCUGACACUGACAGAAAGUUUAUGUAGCAAAUAAGGAAAUAAUAAUGUUAUUUUGUUUUAAGUAUUACCAUCGUUCUCAUCCAUAGUCAUUGUGUGUCUGUGUGUGUGUAUGUGUGUAAUUUUUAUAUAAAUAAAUAAAUAAAUAAAUAAAUAUAUAUAUAUAUAUAUAUAUAUAUAUAUAUAUAUAUAUAUAUAUAUAUAUAUAUAUAUAUAUAUAUAUAUAUAUAUAUAUAUAUAUAUAUAUAUAUAUAUAUAUAAGAAUUAUUGUACAUAGAUUCAAUAUUGUAUCUAUACAUAAUACUUAAGGAUUCUAUAUCUCUAUGCCCAAAUUUUUCAGUACCUAAUUUACAUCCGUAAACUGAACUGCCUCUGUCUGCCUGUCUGUCUGAGGGCUCCAUUGCUGUACAUCAUCUUGCCCUUUUUUUUUUUUUUAUGUAGGAGGGGCACCAGCCAAGGAAAAAAAAAAAAAUGUCCCGCUGAGGUGCCGAUCCUUAAACAGUCACAAGAAUUUGUCAAAAAUAACAGGAUAAGUGUCUUGAAAUCUCCCUCUUGAAAGAGUUCAGGUCAUAGGCAGGUGGAAAUACAGAAGCAGACAGGGAGUCCCAGUUUACCAGAAAAAGAGAUGAAUGGUUGAGAAUACUGGUUAACUCUUGCAUUAGAGAAGUGGACAGAAUAGGGGCGAGAGAAAGAAGUCUUGUGCAGCGAUAAUGCGGGAGGAGGGGAGGCAUGCAGUUAGCUAGAUCAGAAGAGCAGUUGGUAUGAAAAUAGCAGAAGAUAGCAAGAGGUGUAAUAUUGCAGUGAUGAGAAAGAGGCUAAGACAGUCAAUUAGAGGAGAGGAGUUGAUAAGAUGAAAAGCUUUAGAUUCCACCCUGUCUAAAAGCACAGUACGAGUGAUACUCCUCUUGCAUGUGAAGCAAACUCCAUACAUGGAUGGAUAAGGCCCUUGUAUCAGGUUAGCAACUGGGAGGGGGGGAUGAAGAAAACUGGCAGAGAUGACUCAGAAUACCUGACUUCAUAGAAGCUGUUUUAGCUAGAGAUGAGAUGUGAAGUUUCCAGUUUAGAUUAUAAGUAAAGGACAGACCAAGCAUGUUCAGAGUAGAAGAGGAGGACAGUUGAGUGUCACUGAAGAAGUGGGAAUAGUUGUCUGGAAGGUUGUGUCAAGUUGACAGAUGGAGGAAUUGAGUUUUUAGGCACUGAACAAUACUAAGUUUGCUCUGCCCCUAUCAGAAAUUUUAGAGAGAUCAGAAGUUAGGCAUUCUAUGGCUUCCCCAUAUUAAUUGUUUACUUCCUGAAGGAUUGGACAUCUAGGAAAAGACGUGGAAAAUUGCAGGAUGGUAUCAUCGACAUAGGAGUGGAUAGGACAAGACAUUUGACUUAGAUCAUUGAUGAAAAAUAGAAAGAGAGUGGUUGACAGGACAGAACUGUGAUGAACACCACUGUUAAUAAAUUUAGAAGAAGAACAGUGACUGUCUACCAUAGCAGCAAUAGAAUGGUCAGAAAGGAAACGAGAGGAAGUUACAGAGAGAAGGAUAAAAGCCGUAGGAAGGUAAUCAGGAAAUCAAAGCUUUGUGCCAAACCCUAUCGAAAACUUUUGAUAUGUCUAAGGCAACAGCAAAAGUUUCACUAAAAUUUCUAAAAGAGGAUGACCAUGACUCAGUAAGGAAAGCCAGAAGAUCACCAAUAGAGUGGUCUUGAUGGAACCCAUACUGGCAAUCAGAUAGAAGGUUGUGAAGUGAUAGAUGUUUCAGAAUCUUCCUUUUCGAGGAUAGAUUAAAAAAAUUUAGAAAAGCAGGAAAUUAAAGCAAUAGGAUGGUAGUUUGAGAGAUUAGAACGGUCACCCUUUUCAGGAACAGUCUGAAUGUGGGCAAACUUCCAGUUAGAAGGAAAGGUAGAUAUUGACAGAGUUGAAAGAGGUUCGACUAGGCAAGGUGCAAAUACAGAGGCACAGUUUCAAAGAACAAUUGGAGAGACCCCAUCAUGUCCAUAAACAUUCUGAGGGUUUAGGCCAGUAAGGGCAUGGAAAACAUCACUGCAAAGGAUUUUAAUGGGUAGCACAAAGUAGUCAGUGGGUGGAGGAGAGGGAGGAACUAGCCCUGAAUCAUCCAAGGUAGAGUUUUUAGCAAAGGUCUGAGGGAAGAGUUCAACUUAAGAAAUAGAUAAGAUGGCAGUGGUGCCAUCAGGUUGAAAUAAAGGAGGGAAAGAUGAAGAAGCUAAAUUACUGGAGAUGUUUUUGGCUAGCUGCCAGGAGUUAGACCUUGAAAGAUCUUGGUAUUUCUAUUAAUGAAGGAGUUUUUGGCUAGUUGGAGAACAGAUUUGGCAAGAUUCAAAGUGGAAAUAUGAAGCGCAUGAUUUUUCAGGUGAUGGAAGGCUCAAUUACCCUUUGUUUGCCAUCUCUCUAUCAUGUAUAGCACAAGAACAGGCUGUGUUAAACCAAAGUUUGGAAGGUUUAGGUCGAGGGAAAGAAUGAGGAAUGUACACCUCUAUGACAGACUAUUAUCUCUGUUAUGAGCUUAGCACACAGACAGGUCUAGUUGAGUCUAGGUUGGAAUCUGAGGUAAACAUUCUUCAGCCAAAAUAUUUCCUCUCUCUCUAUCUUUCUCUCUCUUUUACUGACAUAGAUAUACAUCAAACAUUUUUGCACUCUCAUUUCACAUUUAUUAGUAAAAAAUUAAAAUAUGAAAGGCAUGAGUUUAAUCUAGCAAGUGUGUGUGCAUAAAGGAAAAGUAAAGGUAGGGGCAUAAGCUAUGACUGCACAUGGCCUUUGGGGUCAUCUGUUUUUUUUUUUGUCUUUGGGCCUGUGGUGGAUGACAUCUUUCAUCCCAGGACAUAGGACACUGACAUACAGGGUUCCACAGCUUACCUUCCACAGGUUUCCCAAGGUACCCAUUUAUUGGCUAACCUGAAGGAAGGAUGAACAGCUGUGUGAGCUCUGUGCUGACUGCCCCAGCCCAGAUUUGAGCUGGUGCCUACGAAUUAGUAGCAUAACAGAAUGGGAAAUUAUUUGUUUGCAAACUAAGAACUCAAAAAUUGCUUAUAUUCUGAAUUAAAAAGAUUGGCUUAUUUGGAUAUGUCUAUAUGAGGCAGUGUUAUGGCUCAAGUAGGCAGUGUUGAUUUGUGCAAAUAGCUGGGUUCAUCUGAAAUCCUUGUAGAGUUAUAUGAUACCAUUAAAUAUUGUCUGGUUGUCAAUUAAGUUCACAUAGAACAUUGCACUAGGAAGUAUCAGAGAGAGAGAGAGAGAGAGAGAGAGAGAGAGAGAGAGAGAGAGAGAGAGAGAGAGAGAGAGAGAGAGAGAGAGAGAGAGAGAGAGAGAGAGAGAGAGAGAGAGAGAGAGAGAGAGAGAGAGCUCCAUAUAUCUGGCAUUUACAGAUCUAAUUAUUGUUUCUGGCAACUGAAACUACUACCAGGACUUCUUAUGUUUUCAAGUAUUUCUUUCACCCUCCAAGAACAGUAUCAAGGAAACCAACUUAUAAACAAACAAGUUACUACUAGUCACUGUAGGCUCAGCUGAUUUAGAAGCCAAUCCCCAAGCCUUGUUUCCCCUUUCAUCCUAGUAGUUGAGUGGUUCACUUGUACUGCUUUUGUUUCUUCCCACUGGUUUCUACAUCAGCUUAACCUGUGGUGAUGGUAGUUGGCAGAAAGGUCCCAUACACUUAAGAAGAAAAGGUUAAGUUGUGAUAAUCCCAUACAUUUUUAACUUUCAUUUUUAGGCUUUGUUUAAUGCUGGUUGGAUUUUAUAUUGUCCAUGCCUGUAAAACUUUCAUGUUCAAGAAUAAACAAAUGUUUUUUUUUUUUCAUUAAGAAUGUGUAAUGUAUACCUUUUGGCACCAAAUACUUUCUCUGGUAAUUCAAUAUGGAUGGGAUGAUUUAACAGUAACAUAAUACUAAAUCUAAUAUUGAACACAGUUUUCAGCAUUUUAACUGAAACAUGAUGAACAUAAGUCCAAUUUUGUAUUUUCUUAAUAAGUUCAAUUCAAAACUAGACUUUUAAUCAUGAAACAUAGAGGCAAAAUAUGUAUAUAGAAGUUUAUAUCAACCAAUAAAGCUUUUCUUUUUUUACUUUCUAAACUUUUUAUGUGAAAUAUAGUUAAAAAAAUAUCAUUAUCUUCACACCACUGCUAUAAACACCAAACAUGCCCACAAUGUUUUUCCUCUAAGCAAGGAACAUACACCUAUUAUUAAGUAAAAAUGCUGAGAUUGAGAAUUUUUCAAUUUUUGUUAAGGCCCAGACCUGAGAAAAAAAUUUAAAAUUUUUCCGAUUGAAAAAUUUCUUCCCGCCAAACUACAGAAUUCUGAAACAUUAAAUGUACAAGCAAAGUAUGUAUAAAGUAAGUUUAUAUCAAUGAAAAUUAUUUUUUACCUUCUAAACAUUUUUUAAAUGUGAAAUAUGGAUGAACCUAGAUAUUAUUAUCUUCACACCGCUCCUAUGAACACAAAAUAUAUGUACAAUGUGUCUCCUUUAAGCAAUGAAUAUACUAUUAUCAAAUAAAAAAUUUUGGAA